AUGCUUUCUCAACGGCGACUACGGCUGCUAGUCAUUGCAGUCGUGGCAUUUCUGUUCAUGUCGUUUUACUAUUCUGUGCGUCACCGAUCGAGCGCCCCAAACACCAACAUUACGUCGAACGCUAACACAAUCCAGGGCGAAGCCAGCAAAAUCCAGAACCAGAAAUUCUACCGCUCUACACUCGAUGCGAUGAAAUCGAAAGAAGCCAACCAUGCCAAGACACAAGAAAAGAUUCAAAAUGCCAUGCAUGCACCAGGAAACUCCCCUGGCACUGGCGCCGGCGCCGGCGCCAGAAGCGACGCAGAAGCGCAGAAACCCGCUAUUCCCAAAGCGAACGAAGACACAGAGGAGAUUCCGAUCGCGGGACGGACGAAGAUGACAGUUCCCAAGAAGCAGGAUACAAACGUCAACGCGAAGGAAGCGCAAGUCGCAAGCGAACAGAGCGAAGAAGAGAAAGAGCGCGAAAUCAAGGAGAAGAAAGAGGCCGAAGCAAAGAGCGAAUUGAAUGAUAUUCUCAAGAGAGCUCCUGUUAUUGUCUUUUCCAAGUCUUACUGCCCUCACAGCAAGAGAGCUAAGAAUAUUCUGCUGGGACACUACGCGAUCAAGCCUGAGCCGUUUGUUGUGGAGUUGGAUUUGCAUCCGCUUGGUCCGUUUUUGCAGGCUUUGUUGGGUCAGAAGACUGGGCGUCGGACGGUGCCGAAUGUUUUGGUGAGUGGGAAGAGUAUUGGUGGGGGAGACGAUAUUGCGGCUUUGGAUCAGAGCGACGAGCUGGCUUCGACGCUGAGAUCAUUGGGUGGGAAGUGGAUUGUGGAAGUUGAGCAUUUGGAGGUUGAGAAGGGGCUGUGA
This is a messenger RNA of Penicillium brevicompactum, 846 nucleotides long. Its product is annotated as glutaredoxin. Gene Ontology annotation, cellular component: fungal-type vacuole; cytoplasm; cis-Golgi network. NCBI's taxonomy places the organism in Eukaryota, Fungi, Ascomycota, Eurotiomycetes, Eurotiales, Aspergillaceae. Gene Ontology annotation, biological process: cellular response to oxidative stress. The record is from RefSeq and is a predicted model, not a curated record. Bases 1 to 846 code for a protein of 281 amino acids. The transcript has 2 exons. Gene Ontology annotation, molecular function: glutathione disulfide oxidoreductase activity.